Dictyostelium discoideum AX4 is the source of this 4479-nucleotide messenger RNA. RefSeq lists its product as hypothetical. The transcript has 2 exons. The record is from RefSeq and is a predicted model, not a curated record. Bases 1 to 4479 code for a protein of 1492 amino acids. NCBI's taxonomy places the organism in Eukaryota, Evosea, Eumycetozoa, Dictyosteliales, Dictyosteliaceae.
AUGUCAAUUCUUUUAGAAGGAUACCUCGAAAAACAGGGAGAAAAAGGAAUUUAUAAAUCAUAUAAAAAUAGAUAUUUUUCAUUAGCAAAAAAUGGAUUUGAUUUACAUUAUUUUGAAAGUCCACCACCAAAAGAUGUAAGUUUUAGUUCAUCAACACAAAGUUCAACAGCAUUAUCAUUGGGAUAUUUAGAUAUUCGUCAAGUUACAUCAAUAAAGAAAGUUGAUGGUAAUUUUGUAUUUCAUGUUGAAGUACCAGGAAGAGUUUAUAUAUUAAGAGCUAAAAAUGAUACAGAGAUAAACUAUUGGAUUGAAGGUAUAAAAGAUGCAAUUAAGUAUCAUGAAAUCAAUUCAAGUCAAGUUCAAGUAUUGGAUGGGUUAAUUAAAACCAAAGAUAAUGAUAUAAUAAAACUUCGUGAGAAAAUCAAACAUUUGAAUGAGAAACAUCAAGAGUCUGAAAAAAGAUACCAAGAGAAAGAAAAGAAAUUUGAAGAACAAAGAACCAUUGAAAUUCAAGAAACCACUAAAAAAGAACAAGAAAUUAAAUCACUAACUCUACAACUAUCAAGUAAAGACGAGUCAAUGAAAUCAUUGGAGAAACAAGUGGAGAAAUUGGUUGAUAUUGAACAUCGUUCAGAGAUUGAACAAACUAAAAAAGAUAAUGAAAUUUUAAAAUUAACUGAAAAAAUCAAAGAGAUUCAAUUGAUUGAGAAUUUAAAUUCAACAAAUGAUUCAAAAGUUAAUCAAUUGUUAGAGGAUAAUAUCAAAAGAUUACAAGAAUCAUUAAAUGAAAUUAAAGAUGAAAACAAUGAUUUACAAUCAUUAAUCGAUACACAAAAACAACAAUUUGAAAAAAGAAUUAAUCAAUAUCAAUUGGAAAUUCAAGAUAAAGAAAAUGAAUUAAAUGAAAUGAAUCAACAAAGUUUAUCACAAGUUAAAUCAUUUCAACAAUCAUUACAACAAUCUCAAUUGGAUUUAGAAAAUGAUAAAAAUCAAUUCUCAACGAAAUUACAAUUGGUAAAUAAUGAAAUUCAAUCUUUAAAAUCAAUAGUAGAUGAUAAACUUAAAGAAAUUCAAUUAAAAGAUAAUCAAUUAACUCAAUUAAAUCAACAACAUGAAAUUGAUAAUAAUAAAAACAAUCAAAUGAUUUUAGAAUUAAAUGAUAAUAUUUCAAAAAUUUCUAAUCAAUUAAAUGAAAAAGAUAAUAAAAUUCAAGAAUUAUCAAAACAAUCAAUUGAUAAACAAAAAGAAAUUGAAAAUAGUACUUCAUCAUCUGACCAAUUACAAUUAAAAUUAAAUGAUAUCUCUAAUGAAUUACUUGAAAAAUUAAAUGAUAUUAAUCAAUUAUCAAAUAAAUUACAAGAUAAAGAAAAUCAAAUUUUAGAAAUUAAUAAUAAAUUAAAUGAAAAAGAAAAUCAAUUAAUUUCAAAGGAUAAUCAACUUAAUCAAUUAAUUGAAAAUAAUGAAUCAUCAUCUGAUGAAUUAAAAUUAAAAUUAAAUCAAUUAUCUGAUGAAUUACAAGAAAAAGAUGAAAAACUUUUAAAUAAUCAAUCUGUAAUCAAUGAAUUACAAUCAAAUUUAAAUGAAAAUCAAAAUAAAAUUAAUGAAUUAAUUGAAAAUAAUCAAUCAUCAUCUGAUGAAUUAAAAUUAAAAUUAAAUCAAUUAUCUGAUAAAUUACAAGAAAAAGAUGAAAAAUUAAAAUCAUUAGAAUCUUCAAUCAUUGAAAGAGAUGAAAAAAUUGAUCAAUUACAAGAUAAUUUAAAUGAAAAACAAGAUAAAAUUAAUGAAUUAGUUGAAAAUAAUGAAUCAUCAUCUGAUGAAUUACAAUCAAAAUUAAUUCAAUUAUCUGAUCAAUUACAAGAAAAAGAUGAAAAACUUUUAAAUAAUCAAUCUAUAAUCAAUGAAUUACAAUCAAAUUUAAAUGAAAAUCAAAAUAAAAUUAAUGAAUUAAUUGAAAAUAAUCAAUCAUCAUCUGAUGAAUUAAAUUCAAAAUUAAUUAAAUUAUCUGAUGAAUUAAAAGAUAAAAAUGAAAAUGUAAGAUCAUUAGAAACUUCAAUCAUUGAAAAUCAAGAUAAACUUGAUCAAUUAAUUCAAUCUAAUCAAGUUACAGUCAAUGAAUUACAAUCGAAAUUAAAUGAAAAAGAAAUUAAUAUUAAUCAAUUAAUUGAAAAUAAUCAAUCAUCAUUAGAUGAAUUACAAUCGAAAUUAAAUGAAAAACAAAAUGAAAUUAAUCAAUUAAUUGAAAAUAAUCAAUCAUCAUCUGAUGAAUUACAAUCAAAAUUAAAUGAAAAACAUCAAGAAAUUAGUGAAUUACAAUCAAAAUUAAAUGAAUUAAUUGAAAAUAAUGAAUCAUCUUCUGAUGAAUUACAAUCAAAAUUAAUUCAAUUAUCUGAUGAAUUAAAAGAAAAAGAUGAAAAAUUAAAAUCAUUAGAUUCAAUAAUCAUUGAAAAUCAAGAAAAACUUGUUCAAUUAACUAAAUCAAAUCAAGAUUCAUUGGAUGAAUUACAAUCAAAAUUAAAUGAAAAACAAAAUGAAAUUAAUGAAUUAAUUGAAAAUAAUCAAUCAUCUUCUAAUGAAUUACAAUCAAAAUUAAAUGAAAAACAAAAUGAAAUUAAUCUAUUAAUUGAAAAUAAUCAAUCAUCCUCUGAUGAAUUACAAUCAAAAUUAAACGAAAAACAUCAAGAAAUUAAUGAAUUACAAUCAAAAUUAAAUGAAAAACAAAAUAAAAUUAAUGAAUUAGUUGAAAAUAAUGAAUCAUCUUCUGAUGAAUUACAAUCAAAAUUAAUUCAAUUAUCUGAUCAAUUACAAGAAAAAGAAAAUCAAUUAAAAUCAUUUGAAUCUUCAAUAAUUGAAAGAGAUGAAAAACUUAAUCAAUUACAAUCAAAAUUAAAUGAAAAACAAAAUGAAAUCGAUCAAAUAACUGAAAAUAAUCAAUCAUCAUUAGAUGAAUUACAAUCAAAUUUAAAUGAAAAACAAAAUGAAAUUAAUCAAUUAAUUGAAAAUAAUCAAUCAUCACUAGAUGAAUUACAGUCAAAAUUAAAUGAAAAACUAAAUGAAAUUAAUGAAAAAGAUAAUAAAAUUAAUGAAUUAAUUCAAACUAAUGAAUCAUUAUCAAAAGAUCAACAAAGUAAAUUUGAAAAUUUAGAACAAGAAUUAGAAGAAAAAAAUAAUAAAAUAUUAGAUUUAAAUUCACAAAUCAUUGAUGUAAAUCAUCAAUUUAGUGAAAAAGAAAAUGAAUUAAAUCAAUUACAAUUAAAAUUAAUUGAAAAAGAUCAAGAAAUUGAAAAUCAAAAUAAUAAAAUAAUUGAUAUUAAUAAUCAAUUAAAUGAAAAAGAAAAAGAAAUAAAUAUCAAUAAUGAUAAUGAUAAUAAUAAUGAAGAAAAUAUACAAUUAAUUGAAGAAUUAAAAGAAAAAUUACAAGAUUUAGAAAAUGAAUUAAAUUUAGAAAAAGAUACAGUUAAUGAAAAAAAUGAUGAUAUUAAUGAAUUAAAAGAAGAGAUUAAAUUAAUUUCAGAGAAAUUAUCAGAAAAAGAACAAGAAUUAAAUGAAAUGAUAAAUGAUUAUGAUGAAAGUUUAAAUGAAAUUAAUGAUCAAAAAGAUUUAGUUAAAUCAUUAAAUGAAAGAUUAACAAAUGCUCAUUUAAAAAUUAAUGAAAAAGAUAAUGAAAUUCAUUCAUUAUCAAAAGAAGGUUUUAAUGAAAUUCAAUCACAAUUAAAUUUAAUUACAAAUCAAUUAUCUGAAAAAGAUAAUUUAUUAAUAGAAAAAUCACAAAUUAUUAGUGAUCUUGAAUUACAAUUAAGAGAAUCUUAUAAAGAAAGAUCAUCCUCAUCAUCUUUACAUCAACAACAACAAAUGAUUAGUCCAGAUUUAUCAAAUUCAAAUGAUGAAUUAAUUGUAGAAAAAGAAGAAAUUAUUAAUGAAUUAAAAGAAAAGAAUCAACAAUUAGAACAACAAUUACAAGAUUUAUGUCAACAAUUUAAUAAGAAUAAACAAGAGAAUGAAUUGAAAUGUCAACAAUUGGAAGAAGAGAAUGAUGGUUGGAAGAAUGAAAUUGAUACAUUGAAUCAAAGAUUAAAGACUCAAUCAUUAAAUACAUCACCAGACUCUUCAGAGUUACAACAACAAUUGGAUAUUAUCUCAAAUCAAGAAUUGAAUAUUAAACAAUUGGAAAAAGAAUUACAAGAUAAAUCUGGUAAAAUCGAUAAUUUAGAAUAUCAAGUUGAAGAAAUGAAUAAACAAUAUCACAUUGAUAUUAAUCAAAAAACAAAUGAAUCUUCUGAAAAAUUACAAUCAAUUCAAUUGGAAAUCGAUACAAUUAGAGAGAAAUAUUUCUUUGCCAUUGCUCGUUCUCUUAAAUUACAAGGUGCUCAAAUGGGUUGGUCAAUGAGUCGUUCAAUUUUUGAUAUGUUUGAUGAAAUUAAAUCUUUAAAUAUUAAUUUUGAUGAAUGGCCAAUUUGGAUUUCAAAUCAAUUAGAAAAAUAA